Messenger RNA from Aegilops tauschii subsp. strangulata, 816 nucleotides. Lineage: Eukaryota; Viridiplantae; Streptophyta; Magnoliopsida; Poales; Poaceae. The record is from RefSeq and is a predicted model, not a curated record.
AUGCAAUUCCCAGGAUGUCUGAUGGGGACUCCCGGUGUCGCAUUGCAGUUACUUCGUCAAUCAAAAAGAUUACCCAGCUUUGCCAUCGCAAACUCACCACACUCAGUAGUCGACGCCCGCCGGUGGGACGCGGAGCCCCUCCUUGGCCGUCUGGUAAUCGUGGUCCACGCCGCCUUCCUCGAGGCGGGCUUCAUCGUGCGCCGCCGCGGGGACCCGUUGCCUUGCCGGCUUCCGACGGAGGCAGGCGCGAUGGCCUCGACCCUGUCCUUGGAGUACACGGCGCCGCAACUGCUGCCCCGGCACGACAUGGACGGUGCCGCGUUGAGGAUAUGCACUGACGGGCAGUGUUUCCUCUUCUACGUGCAAGUAAGCUCUGUCCGGAGGACCGGCGGCACGUACUGGGCGUGCCUAGACGCGCUCUCCACCGCGCCGCUCCUAUCUGGCGGUCUGGACGACACGGGGCGCCAGCUGCUCGGGACGGCCUCCACGCUCUGGAGGACGGUCAUCAACGGGCUCUGCCGGCGCCUCCUCUUAGACCUAUGCCGCGAGCACGGCGUGGUGCCGGGGCGAGCCCCCACCCUCAUGGCCCUCCCGAGCGACGCCAUGCUGGCGAUCCUGGCGAGGCUCCCCGACGGGAAGGACCUCCUCAGGGUGGAGAGCACCUGCACCGAGCUGAGGCGCCUCGUGGGCGGCCGAGAGCGAGACCGCGAGCUCUGGCUGCCCAGGUACAAGGCGCUGCCGGGGAACACGCUGUGGUGGUCGCUCCGCGGCGGCUCCGACGACGACUUGCUGGGGACGAGUUGGAAGGAGAUAUAG